Molecule: messenger RNA, 2621 nt
Organism: Mytilus californianus (California mussel)
Lineage: Eukaryota; Metazoa; Mollusca; Bivalvia; Mytilida; Mytilidae
Product: zinc finger protein OZF-like
Exons: 2
Coding region: 520-1914 (464 amino acids)
Source: RefSeq, a predicted model, not a curated record
UAACAUGCGUUAAGUUACUUCCGGGUACUUCAACAAAGCAAGCAAGCAGUAAUAUGCAGAAUUGGAUUUAUGAUCUUGAAGUGAUGAAGAUGUUUCAGUUAUCUGACUAAAGAACUGAUUUACACACUAUACAAUGGAAGCACUACUGAAAAAGAGAAGCUUUCAUGGUAGGACCAAAAAUAUCAGCAAUAGAAUUAGAAUCAAUAGAAAAUCUUGAUAUGAAAUCUGACAUGCAUGUAGCUGCAACUGGAAAAAUUUCAAAACAUUCUCAGCAAAUUAGAACACUAGAAAACACAUUGGAUUCUGAACCUUCCAGGCAAACCGAUACACAGACAGAUAGUUAGAUACUAUACCUUCUUAGAAAACAAGUUCAAUCCUGAACAUUCUCAUCAGUUAAGUACACUUGAAAAUUAGUUAAAUCCUGAUUAUUCUCAUGAUUCACAAAUAUCAACAGAAUUGUAAACAGAUUCUGAAAGUAAAUUAUCUUAUAGUAAAUUAGACUAAGAUUCAUAAACAGUCAUGGAUUGCAACAGUGAAAUAAAUGACAUAGCUGAAAAUUCAGCAAAGGAAAUGGCAUACCAUGAAAUAUCUAAAAGUAAUGAAGAAAGGAAUGAUGAAACUCCUGUAUCAAAUGAAAUGGUAGAACAACAUUUGAAUGAAAUGAUGAAAAAAUCACAAGAAAUUUACACAGGUGAAGGUCAAUUUACAAGUAUAAAUAGAACAAAAUUCCCCUUGGAGAAAGACCAAUCCAGUAUAGACAUAACAGAUGAUAGUGCAAUUAAUGCAACAGUGUUACCAUGCCAACAGAAUGUAAUCCUUGUUAAGAUACCAAAUCAAUAUUUAGACUAUAUUUGUCAGUUCUGUAGUAAAGAUUUCUCAAGUAAGAGCAGUCUGAAAGAACAUUUGAUAAUACAUAGUGGAGAACAGCCAUACUCGUGUGAUAUUUGUGGAAAAAAGUUUAACAAGAAGGGGAAUCUUAUGAGACAUCAUAAUACACAUGGCGGUGAGAAGAAACACACAUGUGGUAUAUGUGGGAAAAGUUUUAAUCAUGCUUGUACAUUAAAAGAUCACAUGAAACGCCAUACUGGGGAAAAACCGUAUGAAUGUGAAAUUUGUAAACGACAGUUUUCAGAGAAAUGUAAUCUGAAAAAACACAUGAUACUACAUUCUGGUAUAAAACCCUACUCUUGUGAUUAUUGUGAUAAACCAUUUUUUGAUGCAGGAAAUCUUGCCAAACAUGUACUGAUACACACCGGUCAGCGACCCUAUCAGUGUGAUCUCUGUGGUAAGAAGUUUAGGUACGGAAACACAUUAAAGCGACAUCAGAGAAUCCACACAGGAGAGGCACCAUUUCCCUGUCCAGUGUGUAAUAAAGCUUUUUUUUCUAACGGAGAACUACACAACCAUUCAGUUAUACAUACAGGUGUCAAACGUUUUAAAUGUGAGGUAUGUGGUAAAUGUUUUAGUCGUAAUCAUCACUUACACCAACACAUGAAAAAACACACUGGUGAAAAACCAUAUGGAUGUGACGUGUGUGGUAGUAGAUUCGUUCAGACUUCAGGUUUUCGGAAGCACAUGCGGACAUUUCAUCCAUCAGUACCAACUGAAUGGCAACACCUGCCAGACUCAAAUCGUUCAUCAGAAGAUCUUGUUCCACCCACUUCUAAUAUGCCUAAGAAAGAAACUAAAUUUACUUGUGAAAUUUGUGGUGUUAAAUUUGUGCAUGGUGCAACAUACCGUAAACAUUCCCUUAUCUAUCAUGAGAAAUCUAUACCCCAAACAUGGACAGGCUUACCAAGAUCAAAAAGGGUUAAAAGCAAAGUUAAAACUACAGAAGAUGAUAAACUAACAGAAAGUAUUAAGGAAUUGAUUAAAAAGAAUGAACAAUUUCUGAUAAAAACUGAACCCCAGUAAAUGUACAUUAUAGACAUGUUAGAGAAUACCUUAAAGCUUUAAUUAACAAGCAAUUCAACUUUUCAAAUACAGGAAACAAGAAUAUCAUAAAAAAAAUGUACAAGAUUUAAGUUGUUUUUACUAUCAAGAAUUUACAACACAAAAAAUGAAGGUGCCUAUCAAUCCUUGCAGAUAAGUACCGGUAUAUAUAUUUGUUACAGAAACAAGGGUUAACUGAAAAGAUGGUAUCUAGAGACAACAAUUAUGCAUGAUAAGCUACAAAUGUAUCAUAAUUUUACAACUGUUUCAACUUUCAUGGUAGAAAAAAUAAGAUAUUACUGAAUAGGUUACAUACAAUGUAAUUGUAUGAAUUUUUCAGAUGAAAUAUAAUCAUGAUAAUAGGGAAAUGCAAUAAAAUACAAAAUGCACGUGUAAUUUAGAAAUUAUUUAGUUUCAGAUUAAUGUUUCUAUGUAUGUUUACUACUCAGAUGUAAUUUAAAGUGAAAAAGUCAAUUCAAAGUUAUUUAGACAUAUGUACAUGUACAUAUUAUAUACAUAGUGUUGCCAAUGGUAAUAAGAGUUAAGACUGUUGAGCCAGAUAACUAAUGAAAUGAAAUUCUUUGAUAGCUUAGUUCACAGGCAUUGAUUGUGGAAAUAAAAAUGAUCAUGAUUUUAAUAAUAAAUUGUCAGUGUAAUGUGUAAUUAUCAAUUAAAUUAUUGUGAUUUUC